Molecule: messenger RNA, 942 nt
Organism: Carassius gibelio (silver crucian carp)
Lineage: Eukaryota; Metazoa; Chordata; Actinopteri; Cypriniformes; Cyprinidae
Exons: 2
Coding region: 1-915 (304 amino acids)
Source: RefSeq, a predicted model, not a curated record
AUGAUGGUGCUUUUCAAUUUGGAUGUUCAAGUUAUUCAAUUUAAUUAUAAACUUAACCAGAUAUUUCGUCCUGCAGGUUUCUCCGAUCCAGACGGAUUCGACGUGAUCUGUUCUAAAACAACAAGCCUUGACGUAGUGACCGUACCGUUCUCCCGGAUAGCACCUUCGGGCAGCAGGAGGAUGGAUGUAGCGGCCGUCAAAGCGCUAGGACCGAGACAAAAUGUAGGCGAGCUGGAAGCUAAGGUCCUGUCCCGUGCUGCACUUAGUAAAAUCGUCUUGGUUAACCGGGAGGAAUGUGAGCUGAAGGAGAUAUGGGUCGCUGACACUACGGGGGAAAUCAAGCUUACCUUGUGGGAUAGCCUAAUAUCCCAGGUCGACGUCUCCAAAUCCUACUGCUUUUCCAACCUGGCAACGAGAGAGAUGCAAGGGGUUAUUCGUUUAACCACAACUCCAUCUACUCGAGUCGUGGAGAUAACCCAACUGGACGUACCUGAUGAGGGCAGGGAUGAUCCCGAUGACGGCGCUGCUUCUACGUCUUUGCGCGGUGUGGUCUCCGGGGUUCAAAUCCGAGCCAGACAUCGUUGUCCGAGGUGCCACGGUCUUCAAAAUCAAAUUUCUGCCAACUUCAUUACUCACAGGUGUGAUGCCUGCAACCUGCUGCAGCGGUCAUCGGUCUACGGCUUAACAUACGGAGGAACGAUAGUUCUCACCGCUGACCAGCAGGAACAUUCGCUGACGGUGACCGAUUCCUGCAUCAACGCUUACCUGGCCAGAUACCGCGUCGCCUAUUCAGAAAAUGACGUGGAAACCAUUGAGGAGCAUUUCCUUAAUUUGCCAGAGGUAGAAAUCUGCGUUAAUAACAAUUCCUUAAUUACCUCGUUAAUUCAGCCCCUUUCACAAAAUCGUGUGGACUAAUCCUUGGUCGCUGCUAACGACGGCAGC